Messenger RNA from Lachancea mirantina, 1698 nucleotides. The record is from the annotation of a GenBank genome assembly. NCBI's taxonomy places the organism in Eukaryota, Fungi, Ascomycota, Saccharomycetes, Saccharomycetales, Saccharomycetaceae.
AUGACGACGCCGAGUCAAAUGGAGGAACCAGUUCUGGUCAAUGCUCCACCCCCAUACGCAGGAUUAAACCAUGAUGAUAAAUUGCCAACUGUUAUGACUUAUGCAACUUCUGAUCCUAGUGGAGGUGCUGGUAUAGAAGCCGAUUUGAAAACGAUAACGGCGCACAAAUGUUACGGCUUGACAUGUAUUGUGGCCAUCACGGCCCAAACUCCCGUGGGAGUGUCUAAAAUCGUCAAGAGUCCUAAAGACCUUGUAGAGGCCAUUUUGGAUGGCAAUCUGAGAGACAUGAGAGUCGACGUGAUUAAAACCGGUAUGUUGACUAGAGACGCCACUCAUGUUUUGCGCGAUAGGCUGUCGAAGUUGGAAGAGUCAGCCAGACCUCAACUGGUGGUUGACCCAGUUUUGGUCGCUACUUCUGGCGCAAUGCUUGCGGAAGACGACGAAGUAAUCAAGGAUAUUUGCCGUUUGACCCAUCUUUCGACGCUAGUUACUCCGAACGUGUACGAAAGUAUGCAAAUUGUCGGCAAGGAAACGGCUUUGAACAGCGUUCAAGACAUGAUUGCGCUCGCGAAAAAGGUCCAGGAAGUUACGAAAAGCAAGAAUGUGUUAUUGAAAGGCGGUCACUGUCCUUGGACCGCUGCUUCUGGACGGAAAUACGUUACAGAUGUUCUUGUGUCUGGUAGCGGAACUCACACUAUCUACGAGAGCAAGUUUUGCCCUUCGAAAAGCACCCAUGGAACCGGAUGCACGCUGGCGUCGGCCAUUAGCAGUAACUUAGCGCAUGGUGAGAGCCUCGAGCACGCUGUCUACGGUGCUAUCCAAUAUGUUCACAAUGCCAUCGGUAUCGGGUGCAAUGUGACCAAGAGCCAUGUCACAGAGAAUGGACCUAUCAAUCAUGUUUACGGCAUUGAAAAGCCACUAGAUGAAAUGGUGAACGAUGUAUGUUACUCUGCUCACGCACUUAACUCUGCUGCCGCCGGCACCAAAGCUGUGAACAGCAAUUUGAAAGCUCAAAUCCGGGACAGCGGCUCUUUCUUUGAAUUCUUGAUCAGCGAUCCUCGUGUCAAGCCCCAUUGGGAAUCCUAUAUCAACCACGACUUCGUCAGACAGAUCGCGGACGGUACGCUGCCCAGAUACAAGUUCCGGUUCUUUUUGGAGCAAGACUACGCAUACCUCGAGAACUAUGCCCAGAUCCACUGUAUAUCUGCAAGCAAGGCGCCCACGGCCGAGGACGUCGACAAAUCUGUCACAAUUAUUGGCAAAAUCAAGACCGAAAUGGAAAAACACCGCGAAAAGGUAUCAGGUUACUUUGGUAUUAAAGACAUGAAGCAUUUUGAUCAGAUCCGCAAAAGCGACGCCCUCAAAAACUAUGCCCGUUUCUUCUUGGACGUGGCUAAUCGCGGCUCGUGGGAAGAUCUAUGCGUAGCUCUCUCGCCUUGUUUGAUGGGAUACGGCUACGCCCUCAUCAACCAGGAAAAGAACAUCACCGUACCAGAAGACGAUAUCUACUAUGCCUGGUGUCAAGACUACUUGGCUGCCUGGUUCAAGGAAGGUAUGGAAGAAGGUAAGAUUUUGCUGGAUAGAGUUUGCCAAAUGACUGAGGACUGGGAUUCGUUGUGCAAGAUCUACGCGGCUGUUUGUGAACUCGAGACCCAAUUUUGGGACUCGGCCUUAGCUUACGAGCCCGAGCAGAAUUGA